GUGAUUUACAAAUAAACACUGCAUUUAUCCAUAACUGUCGAAAUAAAAAGAAAAUGGCGGCGAUUAAACUACGGCUAAAAAAAACACAGAGGCCCUUUCCAUAUUUUGUUUUUGUUUUUCCUUCUCCCCCUAUCUUUUACAGACACACGUUCCAUCUUGUUUAGUUUGACUGAGCAUAACUUUGACUAGAGAGCACAAAACAAAAAGUAUCUAUAGAAAAUGUCUGUUUAUAACCAUCGACCCAUGGGGCCACCUACGUCUAGUCGUUUGAUUGAAUUACUGGAUGCCGUCAAAAACGAAUAUGAUCAACUUGCUCAAGAAGUCAUUGUCUGUAAGAACCAAAGAGAUGAAUAUGAGCACAAGAUGAAUAAUCAAAUACAAGAGAUGAGUCUCUUUCAACAAAACUUGAUUGAUCUCGAAAGAACUCAACAAAUGAUAAAGAAACAAUAUGAAGAAGAAAUUGCAAGACUUCGUCAACAGUUGGAUCAACAAGCACAACAUGUUCAACAACAUGGAAAUGCUCCUGGUCCUACCGCUGCUACUGCUGCUGUUUCUGCUCCUCCUCCUCCACCUCCUGUCGCAGGUGGUGGUUAUGUUGGUCCCUCUGGUUACCAACAACCACCUCAAGUACCACCAUCUUCUUUAAUGGAAGCUAAACCUCCUGUUCAUCAUCCCAAUUACCCUCCAGCUGGUCCCCCUCCACCCAGUGGCCCACCUCAUCCUUCUUCUGGUGUUUCUGGCCAUCCCUCUUCAGGUACACCUUAUAUCAAUGGUGGUUCCCCUCUUCCUUCUAAUGCUCCACCACCACCACCGCCAUCACAGCUCACUGCUACUCGAGCUGGUGUCAAUCCUGUCAAGUCCGGGGCUGGUCCUCACAAUACUGGAGCUUCAGAAGCCCUUGGUGACAUUAACCCUGAAAGUGUUCCUCCUAAUAUGAAGGUGGAAGGACAAGACUGGUUUGCAUUGUUCAAUCCUAAAGCUACCCGUUAUCUUAAAGUAGACCUUGUUCAUACUUUUGAACAUGGUAGUGUUGUCUGUUGCGUUAAAUUUAGUGCUGAUGGUCGUUUCCUUGCUGCUGGUUGUAAUCAAGCCACUUAUAUUUACGAUACUAUGUCUGCUACUCGUGUUGCUGUUCUUCAAGAUGAAAAUGCUGGUCGUGACGGUGAUCUUUAUAUUCGUUCAGUUAGUUUCAGUCCUGAUGGCAAAUUCUUGGCUACAGGUGCUGAAGACAAACAAAUCAGAAUUUGGGAUAUUGCAAAGAAGCGUAUUCGUGGUAUCUUGUCCGGUCAUGAACAAGACAUUUACUCACUUGAGUUCAGUCGUGAUGGUCGUAUUCUUGUUUCUGGUUCAGGUGACCGAACAGCCCGUAUCUGGGACUGGCAAAGCAUUCGUUGCUUACAUGAGCUCCGCAUUAAUGAUGUAGAGCAACAAGAUUUGGGUGUGACCAGUGUUGCCAUUUCCCCUGACAGCCGUCUUGUUGCUGCUGGUAGUCUGGACAAAGUGGUUCGUGUUUGGGAUGCUGUUACAGGCCAACUGUUGGAGCGUUUAGAAGGACAUAAGGAUAGUGUGUAUUCUGUUGCUUUUAUGCCAGAUGGAAAGACAUUAGUGAGUGGUAGUUUAGAUAAGACGUUGAGAAUGUGGCAAUUGGGCGGUGAAAGAUCAAAUGGAGGAUAUGAUCGCAAGAGUGCCUGUAUUCAAGUAUUCACUGGUCACAAAGACUUUGUUUUAUCUGUCGCUACUACACCUGAUGGUAAUUGGAUUGUCUCUGGCUCAAAGGACCGUGGCGUUCAAUUUUGGGAUCCUCGUACAGGACAAACACAGUUUAUGCUUCAAGGUCACAAAAAUUCUGUGAUUUCUGUUGCCACAAGUCCUGGUCAUAAGCCUAUGUUUGCUACUGGUUCCGGUGAUAAUCGUGCUCGUAUUUGGAGUUACGAACCAUUAGGACCCAACUAAACUGCAUAUCACCAAUUCAAACACUUGUAUAUUAUACAUCCCUUUUUUUUCGUUUUUUUUUUUUUUUAAAUCUUUCUAGGAAUAUACGCGUAUAUACAAAUACAAACACACACACACACACACACACAAAUAUACAUACAUAAAGAGUUUGUUUCCCAAGACAACUGUUUCAGUGAGAAAAUAAUCUGGGGUAAAAUUAAAACUUGGGAUUGAUGUGGCACAUUCAA
Molecule: messenger RNA, 2180 nt
Organism: Gilbertella persicaria
Lineage: Eukaryota; Fungi; Mucoromycota; Mucoromycetes; Mucorales; Choanephoraceae
Product: WD40-repeat-containing domain protein
Exons: 11
Coding region: 220-1953 (577 amino acids)
Molecular function (GO): protein binding
Source: RefSeq, a predicted model, not a curated record